Molecule: messenger RNA, 462 nt
Organism: Podarcis lilfordi (Lilford's wall lizard)
Lineage: Eukaryota; Metazoa; Chordata; Lepidosauria; Squamata; Lacertidae
Source: the annotation of a GenBank genome assembly
AUGACGGCGGCGCUCGCGCAGGUGCGGGCGCGCGCAAACUGCGCUCCAGCGCCGCCCUACUCGCCAUUCGCUUACCUCCGGCCGCACGCAGCCCCACCUCUCCCGCUUCCCCAGCUCCUACUACGCCUCCAUGGCCUGUUGCAGAAGAAGGAGCGCCGCCUCUCCAUUAGGGAGACCAGCGCUACCUGCCCUCGGCUCCCCGCGCGCUCCUCGCCCGGCUCAUGCGAGGCCCUGUUUAUUGGCUCCCAAUGCUUGAGAGAGAAGCCCUCACGCAAGGACAGCGGCGAUUGGCCCGCCGACGCGUCACUCGAAUCCGCAGGAGCCCGCCUCGCGCCCGGGUCUUGCUGUUCCGCGCAUGCCCGGUCUGUGGAGGCGGCCGCGCGGCUUUGGCAAAGUCUGGGCUUGGCUGGCUUGGGGCGGCGAGAGUCCAAAGGCUGCGUGAGGACGCCCGGGAGAUCUUAG